UGGGUUUGCCGUUUGGGCUAGCAUGCCGCAGAUGCAUGCUGUGACUUCACUCUCAUGCUUGACCUGGAUAGUGGUCUGCAUGAUGACUUGAUGAGCACAGAACAGCAUCGACUACAUGUAUCUCGUAAAACAUUGCAGUUUGCGACGUCGUCUUUGUCAAUCAGAAGGUCGAUCGUUCGUCGUGGGUGUCCGUGGUUGUAUUGGAUUAAAAAAAAAAGAGCUCUUAUGAGUGCUAUAGAGUCAUUAUUGGCCGGCUCCUUGAAGCUCCAAAGUAAAGGACCCCUGCUUAGCGUUGGACGUCAUCAAUUUAACCUAGCUGUCAGCAAUUUCAAGAACUUUUUUCUAGUGUGACAGAAAUCAGCAGUGAAAGUGUUAGAUGCACUGUUCUUCAUCGUCCACAACGUCUGAGCCAUCUUUCCGAAGUUGUUCUCUAGUACGUGUUGGUCUUUGGAUCAGGCACCAUCACCUGUCAGGUUUCCACCCUGUCCUGGAAGAGUCGUUGCUGCUAGGGGAUGGCAACGCUCGGGGGCAGGACCCACAUUGCCAGUAAUUGUGCCGGUGGUAGUAGUUCGCGUUCUGGAGCCAGGUACAACAUGUUCCCAGAAAUUAAUCCUAUAGUACGUUCGGGCCCCGUGGCUUCAUCCGGAUCGCCGACAAGCGCCUCUAGCACGGAGAUGGAGCCGGAUUCCCGGCGCCUGUCCGUGGCCCGGCCGUUGGAGCGUGCCUUGUCUUCGUACGGCUCGCUGCAGAGCUAUCAGCUUCACCACGACAUUCCGCUGCUGUCUUCGUCGGCAUCGUCGACCCUGAGCGCCGCCGCGGAGUCGGUGGGAGCGGCCAGAACGACGCUGACGUGCACUGCCGACCUAGCGGGUGACUCGCUAUCCGCCUCGCUAGCCUCCGGCUCGAUACCGGGUAUUAACGGAGAGGAGAACGGAUUCGACAGUGUCUGGGAGACCGGGCAGGUGUUCAUGGGCAAUCGCAUCGACAUCGCUGGCGAAGCGGAGGUGUCGAACGGCGCCUUCCAGGACCCCGAGUUGGAUGUCGUGUUAGAGAGUAGCCAGCCGCCGGCGGAUCUCUCCGGCCUGUCCCAAGUCGUGUACAAUAUCGACCACGCUGUGGCGGCGAAUGCCGAGGUGCUGGAGGAUACCGCUAUGCAAUCUGCUACCGCGCCUGGCUGUAUGCAAGACGACUACAUCGAAGAAGAGGAAGAGGAAGACGAGCCGGCUCUCGACGACGACGUUGACAAUCACGGCGAGGACCUGAGCGACGAUGACUUAACCGACGACUUGUCAGACGACGAGGACGACGAUGAUAUGGAUGUUGACGACGUUGACGACGACGAGGAAGACGGCAGUGGCAGGCUUGAACGUGACGACCGCGCCUGUGCGUUACUGUAUAGCAACAGCAGUAGCAGCAGUAGCGUUGGUACUCGUAGUGCCCGAGCCCAAUCUCAGCAGACUGGCGGCUCGCCGCUGCUAGCGUCAUCCGGCCAGGAUGAUGCAGAGCAGGGAGUCGGCCGUGAGGAGAUCGUUGGACCGGGUGCUGGGAAGAAGAAGCGAACGCGGCAGAAGUUCAGUUGCAAGAUCUGCCAGAAGACUUUCUCUCGCCGGCGGCAUCUCAACGUCCACGAGGACAUGCACACGAACACGCGAAGAUAUAGUUGUGAAAAGUGUGGAGCGGCAUUUCGUGAUCCGGCCCACUUGCAUCAUCACCGAGCGGUACAUUCGGAACUUCGGCCGCAUCAGUGCGAUAAAUGCGACAAGGCGUUCAAACACGGCGGACAGUUACACCGACACCAGCAAGUGCACGACAACUCUCCUGGCAAUCGGCAUGUCUGUAAGGAGUGCGGACGGGGCUACACAACGAAACACAACCUCGACCAACACAAGAUGAUACACAAUGGCAAAUCAUUCGACUGCACGGUAUGCAAUAAGCGCUUUGUGCGCAAGCUCCACCUGGAGAACCACAUGCGUACACACACGGGUGAGCGGCCGCACAUCUGCAAACUCUGCAACGCUAGCUUUACGCAGGCAAGUGGCCUGGCACGACACAUGCGUACGCUGCACAAAGACGGGUCGGUGCACACGACGCCACGCAAGCGGCGAACGAACGGCGAGCGUAAGAUUGUUAACUCCACGGUUGCUGCUGUUGCUGGCAGCUCGCUCGGAUUGGCGUCGCACGCAGGACCAACAAUCGCCGUUUCGUCAAUACAACUACCCCCAGUCAUGCCAGUUACGGGCGCUAGUCGUGUUCACGUAUCACCCGUGGCUACCGCUGUAUCAUCGUUGUCACCGUCACCUGCACAAGUUGCGGCAUCGCUAGCCGCUACAGCAGCAGCAGGCCUGCCGCCGACGACACCACAAGCCUUACAACAGGCAACGGCAGCGGGGAAACGGCGGAAACGUCACGACGACGGCUCCAGUAGGAAGUCGUGAAGCGUGUGUUUUGUCUGUCAGUCUCUCUCUCUCCAUGCGUCUUUGUCUCUGAUUAUCGUUCGUCAUCGUGUGGGAAAUUCGUUUGAGAAAUGUUGUCCAGCGGACUCUGUCUUCUUGACCAAGACCCCUCAAUAACAAAUGAUGCCAUUUGCUACUGUUUGCUGGCUGCGAAUGUGUGUGUAGCAUUCUAUCAUCCCCUCCAGUACAGCUCUAUGCACCGUCAUUUUUAGCCGUCUCCCUGUGUAGCGUGUAUGUAGUGUUAUGUAGCGUUUUGUGCUACGUGCACUGUUCUGUAUCCUUGUGUAGCGCUGGUGUAGUGACUGCCAUAUUUUCACCGCUGAUGAUGCCACUGCCACCCCAUGCCAUGCAGUUCAGCACGUCACAUGACCUGCUGCUGAACGAAUACCCCAUCCAGUAGUCCCUAGACAACAAUAAUAGAACCCCAUGCCCAGUAGAAUGACAUCAUCAUCAGUAUCCUCAACACCAGCAUGAUGGCCACAGUAAUGGUCAUGACAUCAUCCCGACAAGAACCAGCAUAGAUUGUCUUGUCUGUUGUUGUUGUGUUUUUUUUUGUACAGCUGUGUGUCCGUGCUGUAGUAGUAUAAUAGACCCCGUGUUUCUCUCAUUGAUUCAGUCUGCUACUCAUCAUCCUGCUGCAGCUCAGCAAUGGCGUGUUUUUCUUCUCAAUUUUAACGGAUCUUGCAUUUUCAAUAUUAAUUACCACUGUCAGAUAAAGUUGAUACCCUGCGUAGCUUGUAGCCUAAUGUAGGUAAGCUGUAA
Sycon ciliatum is the source of this 3215-nucleotide messenger RNA. RefSeq names its product zinc finger protein 287-like. NCBI's taxonomy places the organism in Eukaryota, Metazoa, Porifera, Calcarea, Leucosolenida, Sycettidae. The record is from RefSeq and is a predicted model, not a curated record. Gene Ontology annotation, biological process: regulation of transcription by RNA polymerase II. The transcript has 7 exons. Gene Ontology annotation, molecular function: DNA-binding transcription factor activity; RNA polymerase II cis-regulatory region sequence-specific DNA binding. Bases 513 to 2435 code for a protein of 640 amino acids.